CUCUGCACAGCCUGAACGCAUUGCAUCCGAUCUGUGCCGGUCCGAGGGGUCAGAUGUGACCCCCGAGAGACUCGGAGUCUGGGAGCAAAUUUUCAGAAAGUAGGAAAAAUCAAGCACAGGGAGUCCAGCCAUGGUCAGGGAUGACUUUGACGACAUUCAACCACAUAGGAGGAGCUGUCACCGGGGAAUACGGAUGUUUCCCGCAGCAUGACUGAAGAUACGCGCAUGAGGAGACGUCUAUUCAAAUCAAGUCUUAACAAGUGAAACCUGGAAUACCUAACUGAUAUCGUUUCGGGAAAUAUGGUUCAUCAAAAGCAAGAUCUGCAAGUUGAGCUUCCAGUGCAGAAGAUGACACAGUAAAUAAGCUGUCACCUUAAAGGUCAUUCAUUUUCCUCUGCAACAACUAUGCUGCCAAAAGAGCAACACAGUGAUGGCAAGGCUGCCAAAACCUCCUGCUCUGAACAAAAAGCCAAGGCCAUGAAGAAGGAAAAGAAGGUUGUGUAUGUGGAUCCACCAGAUGGUGGUUGGGGUUGGAUGGUGGUUCUGCACUGUUUCCUGGUGAACGUGUUGGUAAUGGGUACAUUGAAGAGCUUUGGGAUCUUCUUUGUGGCACUGCAGGAUGAGUUUGGAGGCUCGUCCGAGAGCAUCAGCUGGAUUGGAUCCAUCAUGUCUAGCCUCAGGCUCUCCGGAGGUCCGCUGGCUUCGGUGGCCUGUGCCAAGCUGGGGAACAGGGUUACCUCCAUAGUGGGGGCGCUUCUCGUCAGUGCCGGCUUUAUCUCCAGCAUAUUUGCCACCAACGUGAUCUACCUUUACAUUAGCAUGGGGAUAGUUGUUGGUCUCGGGUUUGCUCUUCUUUAUCAGGCCACAUCUGUUGUAACAGUGACUUAUUUCCGAAAGAGGCUGGCAACUGCAUAUUCUAUUGGCCGCUCUGGCAUGGGUUUGACCUUUGCCCUUGCUCCUUUCACUCAGCUGCUUUUGGAUCACUAUGCUUGGCAGGGAGCACUGUUGAUUUUGGGAGGUCUGAUGCUGAACCUGGUGGCUUCUGGGAUGCUUUUGCGGCCCAUUAACAUUAGACCUCCAGCUUCACCCAUGUCAAACAACACCCUUCAUAAAGCUGGAUCUGAGAAAGAACCUCUUAAGAACCAUAUGAAUGGCAACACCUCUAUGUCCAAUAGCACUUCCAAAAUGGACAGCUCACCUCCCAUUCACAGGGACACACUUAUAAUAGAGAACCCCGUUCAUGAACAGAACACUCUUCCACAUCUGGAACUCAAAAAAUCCAUCCAGAAUGGGGUGAACGGUACAGACGGCAACCAAAGUAAAACUUUCCCCGAGAUGAAUGGGGUUUCUCCUGUGGAUUCGUUACUUGAGAACAGCAGAACAGAAAAUCUUCCUGAAAACCCCAAAAAAGUGCUGGACUUCUCACUGUUGAAGAACCCUUUCUUUUGCAUCUACACCUGGUCGCUGGUCUUCAGUCAGCUGGCAUAUUUUAUACCUUACUUCCAUUUGUCUGCAAGGGCCCGGAACCUGGGCAUCGACCCUAUGUAUGCUUCCUUUAUCAUCUCUGUGGCUGGUAUAACAGAGACGGUGGCCCAACUUGCAUCUGGCUGGGUGACAGACAGGAAUCUGGUUCACAAAUAUCACUACCAUAAGGCCUACCUGAUCCUGUGUGGUGUGGUCAAUCUUCUCUCCCCUCUGGCCACCUCAUACAUCUUGCUCAUGGUCUACGCUGUCUUCUUUGCCAUCUUCUGUGGGGGGUACAUGGCUCUCCUACUUCCUGUACUGGUGGACUUGGUGGGUUCUGAAAAGCUGAACAACUCGAUGGGGUUUUCAAUGUUCUUUGUGGGGCUUGGCUGUCUCACAGGUCCUCCUCUGGCAGGCUUCCUGUACGACUACACUCAGACCUAUGACUGCUCCUUCUACCUGGCAGGUGUGUGUUAUCUGUUAUCAUCAGUUUCUCUUUUCCUUGAGCCUCUGGCGAGGCGCUGGCAAGCCCGAAAGAAGCGGCUAGAGAUGCUAAACCAAGAACUGAUGUGGAGUAAUGGCUGUUUCUGCCCGGCGCCUCAGAGGAAUGGUGUUGUAUAAUAAAGGAAUGAACUUAAAGCCAUUUUACUUUCCACCAUAUCAUGUGGUUCACCCUCUGAAGGCUGGUCGGAAGAGGACCUAACCUGAACAUUUGGCGGGACCACAGCGUGGCAAGCAAAUGAACGUUCGUUUGAAUGCAGAGACCAAUAAGUUAAUGCUUCAGGAUAGUACAAUGCAAACUAUUUUGUUAGUGGGUGCAUGAGAAUGGAUUUUGUUUUUAUAUAAAUUCAUAGAAAUAAAUAGUAAGCUUCUCUCACCGCCAUCUUUAAUGGAAAUCAGAUCAGCACAAGAACAAAAUGAGGAGUCUUUGUCACCCACAUAAGCUUUUAUGUUACAGCACAUGAUGUGAUGCACAUGAUGAAUCUUGAUCUUCCUACAUUAGAAAGUUACUCAGAUGCUUCCACCGAUAUGAUGGUAAAUUUGUAUCACAGGACACAUUUUACUCAGACAAAUAUACUAGUACUGAAAUAAGAGUAUUUUGUCAGAUGGUGAUGGGUCUAUGCAAUAAGCCUAUCAAGACUCUGUGAGCCUCCUUUUUGAUCCUUCAAUGUGUGUUCGUGUCUGUAGAUGUGUUUUUGCUAUGAAGCUCAGUACUGUGUAAAGGACUGCAGAAGGCCGUAAUGGCUGUGUCAUCAACAGAUUUUGUCAUUGGUGCCUCAAUUGGAAGACAUUUUGGACCAGGAUAUUCCAGACUAGGAUAUUUUUUAUUUCUCUCACUGUUGCCAAAUCAGUCACACUGUCAUUUACUGCUGACAACCAAGAGAUUUUGUUUUUUUUGGGAACAAACCGCUGUGUGAAUACAAGUGAAUAUUCUUCUGAUGCCAAGAUUUGCAAGAAUUAGGUCAGUUGGCUUGUGGGUUUAUGUGUACCUGUCCAAGAGGCCCAGACAUUGAGCAUUUACAUUGAGUGUUUCUCUAAAGUGCAAAUCCUUUUUUACUUUUGUCAUUUUUUAUUUUUAGGUUUUGAUUUUGUUGAUCUACUACAGUGCACUGUUUAUAACCUCUGUUUGCCUUUGUACACAAUGACGGUUCUAAAUAUCCUGUGAUGAAAGCCAAAGAUGCAAUAGAAAUAUAAUUGAUCAAUCUAUGCAUUUGAACAUGUCCUGUGUUGAUAGCAAUCUGUAGUAGUUCUCCCUAGUAAUGUAGUUCUGCAUGAGCUGUUGCCCUCUAGUGGCAAAAAUGAUUACUGCUACUGGAACGUUGUAGCAAUUAACAGGCAGUUCAUGUUCUGGAAUGUCCAAUUAUUUUCUUUCAUCAGCCAAGUAAUGAGCAAGACACACACAAAUGCAACAAUUUAAAAUAUUAGCACAGAGAUAAGAACUGUAGGUCACUGAAAUCUUCAAAUCAUUGCCCACUGGAAUCUUUUAUUUUCUCCUUCUUUUGGACAGCAAGCUUUUCUUUAUCACUCAAUUGUUUAAUGA
Messenger RNA from Sinocyclocheilus anshuiensis, 3505 nucleotides. It is a transcript of the gene slc16a4, whose product is annotated as solute carrier family 16 member 4. The transcript is spliced from 10 exons. The record is from RefSeq and is a predicted model, not a curated record. Gene Ontology annotation, molecular function: monocarboxylic acid transmembrane transporter activity. Gene Ontology annotation, biological process: monocarboxylic acid transport; transmembrane transport. Bases 406 to 2085 code for a protein of 559 amino acids. Lineage: Eukaryota; Metazoa; Chordata; Actinopteri; Cypriniformes; Cyprinidae.